Messenger RNA from Sclerotinia sclerotiorum 1980 UF-70, 1653 nucleotides. RefSeq lists its product as hypothetical. The record is from RefSeq and is a predicted model, not a curated record. The transcript is spliced from 3 exons. Gene Ontology annotation, cellular component: mitochondrial matrix. Gene Ontology annotation, molecular function: isocitrate lyase activity; methylisocitrate lyase activity. NCBI's taxonomy places the organism in Eukaryota, Fungi, Ascomycota, Leotiomycetes, Helotiales, Sclerotiniaceae. Bases 1 to 1653 code for a protein of 550 amino acids.
AUGUUUCGCAAAAUUGCUUCUGUAGCGCCCCGCAAAGCUUUCUCUGCCAGAGCUCCAAUCAUUACCAUUCGACAUAUAUCUACCACAAGUUGUAGGAUGUCUGCAUUGAAAGCUCUCAAUGACCCAAUAUCGAGACCAUUGGCAUCGGAUUCAUUUCAGCUUGUACCAGAAUCGCAGAAGGCCGGAGCCGCCGAGGAUGAAUUAUACGAACAACAGAUAAAGGAGGUGGAAACAUGGUGGAAUAGUCCAAGAUAUGUAGGAAUCAAGAGACCAUAUUCUGCGGCAGAUGUGGUAUCGAAACGAGGAAGCCAACAACAAUCAUACCCAAGUUCAGUUAUGGCUAGGAAGUUAUUCAAUUUAAUAAAGGAGAGGGAGGCAAAGGGGGAGCCAAUACAUACAAUGGGUGCUAUUGAUCCUGUACAAAUGACUCAACAAGCUGCGAAUCAGGAAGUCUUGUACAUAUCUGGCUGGGCUUGUUCCUCUGUGCUCACAAGCACAAAUGAAGUAUCCCCGGAUUUCGGCGAUUAUCCUUACAACACAGUACCAAAUCAAGUCCAAAGACUGUCAAAGGCGCAAUCAAUGCAUGAUCGAAAACAAUGGGAUGCGCGGAGGAAAUUGAGUAAGGAAGACAGGGCAAAGACACCGUAUACCGACUAUCUAAGGCCCAUUAUCGCGGAUGGAGACACGGGGCACGGAGGACUUUCUGCUGUAUUGAAGCUUGCCAAACUAUUUGCAGAGAACGGCGCUGCAGCUGUGCACUUUGAGGAUCAAAUGCAUGGUGGGAAAAAAUGCGGACAUCUUGCUGGCAAGGUUCUUGUGCCCGUGGGUGAGCACAUCAAUCGCUUGGUGGCUGCUAGAUUUCAAUGGGAUGUUAUGGGAUCGGAAAAUCUAGUCAUAGCUCGAACAGACUCCGAGAGCGGCAAACUUCUUAGUAGUGCCAUCGAUGUCCGGGAUCAUGAGUUUAUUAAAGGCGUCGCAGAAGACGGUAUCGAACCUUUAGCAGAGACCCUGCAAGCCAUGGAUUUGUCUGGAGCUACAGGCGCCGAAAUUGAUAUAUUUGAAGCAGAGUGGGUUAAGAAGACAAAACUCAUGACAUGUGAUGAAGCUGUUGUAAAGCAAUUCAAGGAUCAAGGCUUUUACCAUUACAAGGCUGGAAUGGAAGCCGCCACCAAACGAGCUAUUCAGUAUGCACCAUACGCUGACCUUCUAUGGGUGGAAACGGGAGAUCCAAACGUUAAGAACGCCGCACAAUUUUCGGCCGAAAUUCGAGCCAAAUACCCAGGUAAAGGACUUGUCUACAAUCUCUCUCCUUCAUUUAACUGGAUGGGUCAUGGUUUCAGUGACGAAACCUUGAAAUCCUUCAUUUGGGAUAUUGCAAAACAUGGAUUCGUUCUACAAUUGAUUUCACUUGCCGGGCUUCAUUCUACUGCAACUGUCACCAAUGAACUAUCAAAGGCAUUCAAAGAUGAUGGUAUGCUAGCAUACGUCAACCUUAUCCAGAGAAGGGAGAAGGAUCUAGGAGUGGAUGUAUUGACGCAUCAGAAAUGGAGCGGUGCAUCAUACAUCGAUGGUAUACUAGGCGCUAUUCAAAGUGGUAGUAGCAGUAGUAAGAGUAUGGGCGACGGCAAUACUGAAGGACAAUUUGGAGUGUAG